Molecule: messenger RNA, 923 nt
Organism: Cynocephalus volans (Philippine flying lemur)
Lineage: Eukaryota; Metazoa; Chordata; Mammalia; Dermoptera; Cynocephalidae
Gene: MYL10
Product: myosin light chain 10
Exons: 8
Coding region: 132-779 (215 amino acids)
Cellular component (GO): mitochondrion; cytoplasm
Molecular function (GO): calcium ion binding
Source: RefSeq, a predicted model, not a curated record
ACAGUGUGAGGAGGUCCCGAGCAGCAUAAAGCACCCAGUAGCAGCAAACUGGGCCUGUCUGGCAGCCUCCAGGCCCCGGGAGGGCCUGAGACUGGGCACUGCCUGAGCCACCAUCUGCAUCUGCGUCAGGGAUGCCCCAAGAUUGCGGGACAGCCCACUGGACUUCGCAGCUGCUUGACUCUCAGGCACCAAGAAGAGCCCGGAAAAGAGCAGAAGGCGGAGCCAGCUCCAACGUCUUCUCCAUGUUUGAUCAGUCCCAGAUCCAGGAGUUUAAAGAGGCCUUCACCAUCAUGGACCAGAACAGGGACAGCUUCAUCGACAAGGAGGACCUGAGGGACACCUUUGCUGCUCUGGGGAGGCUGAGGUGGAGACAGGGGGCAGGGGUGAGGCUGGGGCAGCCCAGUGCUGACUGGGGGCUGAAUGCUCCCCCACAGGGUCUCCCAACAGGCCGCAUCAACGUCAAGAACGAGGAGCUGGAGGCCAUGGUGAAGGAGGCUCCCGGGCCCAUCAACUUCACCGUCUUCCUGACCAUGUUUGGGGAGAAGCUGAAGGGCACGGACCCAGAGGAGACCAUUCUCCAUGCCUUCAAGGUGUUCGAUACUGAAGGCAAAGGCUUCGUCAAGGCUGAUGUCAUCAAAGAGAAGCUCAUGACCCAGGCAGACCGGUUCAGUGAGGAGGAGAUCAAGCAGAUGUUUGCAGCUUUCCCGCCAGAUGUGUGCGGCAACCUGGACUACAGGAACCUGUGCUACGUCAUCACGCAUGGUGAAGAGAAGGACUAGGAGCCCACGGUCUUCCCACAUUCGGAGUCAGCAAAUACUGGGGGGUGGGCACUGAUGGGGAGCUCCUGCAGCCAGAGUGCACAGGGAAAGGCUCCCCUGGUCUUAUGGGUCGGAACGAAGCAAGAAUAAAUCAUGCUAACGUGG